Molecule: messenger RNA, 1035 nt
Organism: Guillardia theta CCMP2712
Lineage: Eukaryota; Cryptophyceae; Pyrenomonadales; Geminigeraceae
Exons: 13
Coding region: 109-843 (244 amino acids)
Source: RefSeq, a predicted model, not a curated record
AAAAUGGAGCCUUGAUAUGGCAGCACAAUGAGUUAUAUCAGCUCUCACACCAAGUGAAUCACCGCAGUGGAUUAAUUUUCACAAACACACUUGGGUUUGAUUGUCGGGAUGUCGACGAUCCACAAUACGAAUCUUCGCACACCCAGUCCAAACCAUGGACAACAGAUCGUACGCGGCCAAGAGCGCAAAGGCCCCAGUUCUUCACCAGUGGUCAAUGCAAGAGCGUCUACUGGGUCGCUGAUCAAACCUCAAACGAGUCGUCUCACUCCCCGAGAUUCCGAUGGUUCUCAGGGAUUGGCUGCCUUCAAGCCAAGUUCCAACUUGAAGUCGAACAACCGAAGCCCAGUCCCUCCAUCUAUGUCACACCUGAAGCGCUCUCCAAACAACUUUCAGUCUACCAUGAGUGAUAAGAAUGUCACGAUAAAGCCAAAUCCAAAAAGAGCUGUUCUCGCACAGGGGUCUGUCACUUCCAUUCGGCAAGUUGGGUUUGCAUCAGCUGGAAUGAAUGCUGCAACGGGAACACCAAGGUCACAGUUUCAAUCCAGCGAAGUCUCCUGUACUCCACGAGGUCAAGGAGCGUUACACAAUCCCAGCGUAGUGGUGAAUCGGUACUUCGAUGGCUCUCAGAAGGUGGCGCUUGCCCCGGGGACUCUCAUGAACAAAUCCAACUCUGUCGCCGCCAACUCCAUGGACGAACCGCAUGACCAAGCCAGUGGAAGGCGAGUGUUAGGAUUUGCACGAGACAAUCAGAGGAAAUCCGUUUCUGGAUCACCGGUUUACGGCGUACAGAACGCUGCUGCUUCUUCGCUGGAUUCGGCAAGAAGCUUUAAAGGUAAAUUUUGAUUGAAUGUCUUCCAGAUUAUUUCAUUUCUUAUUGAAAUGCUGAAAAAAACACUUGCAGGGGUUCAAUGGCUGCCUGUCCAGGAUCAGAAAAGCAAUAUACAGAGCUCCAUUCUGUUGUUGCAGCAGAGCCAGCUGUUUCAGAGUGAUCCAGUACUCAGAGAUCUUUUACGAAUGAUAGUCAGUCGUAUCAAU